UGCGCUGACUUGCACUUCAUGGAGCUGGCAACUGCUGAAAGUGCCACCAUGUUAAACCAAGAAUCCGAAUCACCAACUCAAAAUGCGUUUGAUCCGGUCAUGAACAGACACAGACCUGCUUCAGAGAAAACACAGGAUAUUUCUCAUGUGCUGGCCAGCAUCUUCAAAGACCUAUACACAGCAGAGGUUAUUGGAAAAGACACAGUGGCUAAUCUCACAAAGUCAAGAAGGGGAGGCAACAGUUACCAUGACAGAUACGUGGAGGAACUUCAACAGAUCCAUUUGGAGUAUAACCGGCGGAUGAAUGAGGCUGAUAUGCUCGAGAAGCACAUCCUUAAGGCCCGGCUCCAAGCCUCAGCUAAAGAGGAGCGGGUUUACAACAAUAUAGUAGAGGAAGUGGGAGACGCCUACCAUCAGCUGGGCCUACCUCCAGUAAAAUCAACUUUUAAGUGGUGUGUGGACAACAGUCUCCUUAAAAGCAAUAACUUGAUUUGUCCAGAGGAUUACAUUACAGAAGAGGCUCCGCUCAUUAAACCACCCAGAGGAAAACUGACACCAGGGUUUGCCAAAACAACAGUUUGCUUCGAUAAGCAUAUCAACAGACUGCCUCAGGACGAUGGGUACACUGAAAUUCCACCCCCUGACAGGAUGGCGCAGAGCAUGCUGAAGGAUUCAGAGGAGACCCUUAUGCUCCCCUCAACUCCAGAGUCAAGCACCUUGUCCCAAAACAAGCCCAAUGGGAAGCCCAGCCAGGACUGCAGGCCAACGUGGAUGGGGGGCCUCAGCGAGAGCCGCAGGGCUGAGGAGAGGGCCGCGCUGCUAAAGCUAAAGGAGCGACACAACUUCCUGCGCAACCCCCGCUUCCUGCCCCCACAUGCCCACCGCGGAGGGAAGUCCCUCAUCCUGCCCCCGAAGAGGGCUGAGAGGCUGCCUUUCUUUUCCAACAGCAGCCCAGAGGAGCCAGUCCCAGUCUUUCUGGCUAAUCCUCCCAUUGUCUUCUUUACAGACUACAGAGUGGGACAAGUUUAUGAGACCACGGUGGAGCUGAGGAACAUGACUGCCACCAGCCGCCAUGCCCGUGUCAUCCCCCCUACAACACCAAACUUCUCCAUCGGUCUGGGUAAGUUCCCAGGUGAAGGGGGUACUGUCGCCCCUGGCAUGAGCUGCCAGUACACAAUCCGCUUUGCCCCAGACUCGCUGGCUGACUUUGAGGACUUCAUCCUGGUGGAGACUCAGGCCCCAUAUCCCCUCGUUGUGCCCAUCGAGGCUCGGCGACCCCCUCCCAUCCUGACCCUACCCAGUGUGCUGGACUGUGGUUAUUGUCUGGUGGGUGGGGUGAAGAUCGUGGAGUUCCUGUGCCAGAACGAGGGCCUCAGUGAUGGGACCUUCUGUAUUAUGCCAAAGAGACUGUGGCCAGCCUCCAACUUGCGGUCAGUGGUCACUGGCAGCUUUGCUGAGCAGCCUCCGUUUGGUGUCAGCCCCUGCCUUUUUGACCUGCUCCCUGGUCAGGCCACCAUGGUGGAGGUUGCCUUCUUCCCCACCGCUCCUGGAAGCUGCUCUCAGGUCUUCACCAUAGUGUGUGACAACUGCCAAGUGAAGGACAUCACCAUUCAAGGUACAGGGCAGCUGAUUGCCUUGGAGUUGGUGUCUGUGACUGGUGGGGAGGACCGGCCAGCCCUGGGGGAGCUGUGUGACCUGACGGCUGAGCAUUUCAUCCGCUUCGGCAGUGCCAACCCCCAUUUUCUGCUUCAGAAGACACUGGUCAUAAGGAACAAUGCUCACCUGGAGCUGCCGUUCCAUUGGCAGAUCAUGAAGCCCAACCUGCAGGAUCCUCUGCUUGAGGAAGAGCAAGAUCCUGCCCACAUCCAGUACCAGUUGGCUACGGAGGGUGUGUUUGACAUCAGCCCGCAAGUCGGCUCGCUCGCCCCCCACCAAGAUCACGAGUUCCUGCUGAGCUACUGCCCCCUUGAGUUGAAGGAGUACCAUAGUGUGUGUCACCUGGUUGUGAGGGACAUCCCAGAUCCUCCCAAAGAACCCGAUGAUAAAGGUACACCUCAACACCUAGAGGUGGCCACUAACGUGAAUGAUGUCAUUGUAAUGGAGAUUGAGGUAAAGGGGUCAACUGAGCCCUACAAGGUCCUGCUGGAACCCUAUGCCAUUCACUUCCCUGGGGAGACCUUUAUUGGGACAGCCAUCAGGAAACGUUUCAAGAUGUGGAACAACAGCAAAUCUUGCAUCCAGUUUCAAUGGGACAGGCUGUGCAACUGUCACAUAAUGGAAGUGGAGCCCCCUGUGGGUGAAAUAGAGAUGAACGAGUGUUGUGAUCUGGAGCUGGUGCUGACAGGAGGGAAGCCUGGUCCGUUUGUGACCAGCCUGCUGUGCCACAUCCAGUACCACUGCCAACCCGUUGCCCUGGCCGUGGAGGCCACUUUCAAGGGCCCCAAGCUGAGCAUCAGUGUUCCCAGUCUGGACCUGGGCCUGAUGAAGCUGGGAGACCAGGCCCAGUCUAGCAUCCAGAUCACCAACAACACCCAGCUGGAGGCCUCUUGGAUCUUCCAGGAGCAGCCAGAAGGCCGGGACAACAAUGAAAUGCAGAUCAGCAUUGAGCCCCACAGGGGAGUGCUGCCCCCUCUGGCCUCCUGCAGCGUGGAUGUGCUCUUCAGACCCGUGGCCUGCCGGCACUUUGAGACCAUCCUGGAGCUGGCGGUUGAGAACGGGACUGGAUGCCACCUGUCUGUGCAGGCGGACGUGCAGUCUCCAUCGGUCUGCCUCCUGAGCUGUGAGCUGGCGUUCCCUGAGCUGUACGUGGGGGUGUCGGCGAGAGGAACUGUGACCCUCUUCAACCAGACCCUCCUUCCAGCACACUUCUCCUGGGGCAAGCUCCAGGGCAAACAGGCCUCCCUCUGCUCUGCCUGCUUUUCUCCUCCCACAGGCACUCUGGGCCCCAACGCUCAGAUGGAGGUUGGGGUGGAGUUCACAGCUCACACCGAUGUAGAGCUGACAGAGGUAGCAGCGAUCUGUGAGGUGAAAGGGAUGCAGGAGCCUCUUGUUCUGGGCUUCUCUGCCAAGGCCAAGGGCCUUCAUGUUUCCUACUCUCUACCUCCUGACUGCCCCACUGCAGACAGUCAGGACAGCUCAGCACUGGUGCUGGACUUUGGAAGUGAUGUGGUUUUAAGGAAAGCAGUCACCAAGCAGCUGAUGAUAACCAAUCACACAGCCAUCCCUGCCCCGUUCCACUUGGAGGCGGAAUACUUCACGGGACGCCCUACAACACCAACUCCACCAGGGGGCGCUGACUCCAGACACCAAGCCUCAUGUUUGCGAAGACAGCUACAUCCCAUGCAAGUAAAGAAGGCAGAGGAGAAAGAACACCAGGACUUUGUGAAUAGCCUGCUGGCCCAUGGAAAAGGUGCUGCAUUCUUUGUCCAGCCAGCCGCUGGGACACUGGGGCCCUUUGAGACACAGACUGUGGACAUCACUGCAUUUACCAACAUGUGGGGAGAUUACAGGGAUCAUCUCAUAUGUAAAGUGGGGGAUCUGGAGCCAGAGGCCAUCCCCAUAAAGAUGUCAGUGAGGGGCUGUCCCAUCUACUUUCAGAUGAUGGGACCACAGCUGGAGGCCCAGACCCAGGGGCCGAUCAUACGGUUUGGUGCGCAUGUCUCUGGUGGAGAUACAGUCUCACGGUCACUUCGUCUAAACAACACAAGCCCAUACAACAUCCGCAUGGACUGGGAGACCUACAAUCAGGAGAAGGGAGACAGGAAGUUGGUGGACCUGGUGGUGUGGUACGGGGAGGCCUUUCCCCUGAAGGACGCCGAUGGGAACGAGGUCCUCAGGGGUAGGCUUGGCUCCAGCCAGAGCGCCACUCCCAGUUGGGACUGGAGCCACACCCCUUGCUCCUCAAGAACAAGCUCCUCCCUCAGGAGUGAAUGUCAGCAAGAGGAGGAUGAGGAUGAGGAAGAGACGGGGAUUACUCAUCCACUCACUCCAUUAAGGAAGCUUAUCUCUGUACACCUCAGGCCUCACGAGGGCAAUGUCUCUGACUACCCAUACUGCAUCACUCCACAGCAGAUAGUGGUUCCAGCAGGGGGCAGCUCUACGAUCCAUGUGUCAUUCACACCAUUGACGUUUUCAGGGCCCACCAGUGACCCCAUGUGUUUUGGCUUUGCCUUAGGCUUCAUGAGCCUGGACUGCAAGGCGGCCUCCUGUAUUCCUGGGAAGGUUGAGAGAGCACAGGGCUUUGAGCUGGAGCCCUUGAGACUGGACCUUCAGGCCUCAGUGAAGCCUGCACUCCUAUCAGUACAAAUGGAAGAGGAAGAGGAUGCGCUUGAGUUCUGCGCCAUUGCCAGCGAUUUAAUACAAUGCAAAGUGAGGGACUCACACAACGAGCAGACAUUGAGGGAGUCCGUACGGACACGGAACUUCCAGCUGAAGAACACCACUCAGAUGCGCCUGUACUUCAAGCUCAGCACCCAGCCCCCGUUCUCCAUCCUGCUUCCUCAGAACAGAGGCAGGACCGGGAGCUCCAGUCACCACCCUGAGGAGCCCCAGUCCUUGAUCCUCCGGCCACAGCACAAUCUGCAGGUGAAAGUGGCCUUCCACAACUCCCCCUCCCUGCUGACCUAUCAGAGCCAGGCAUCUGAGCAGCUCCCGUCCACAGUGCAGCUGAUCCACACUGACACGGGGGAGAGGAAGCUUCAGUUCCAGCAGAACCUGUCAAUAGAGUACAGCAACAACAGCGUGCAGAUGGUGCCCCUCAUGGCCCACCUUUCCCUGCCUACCUUGUACCUCUCUGAUGACACCAUGGACUUUGGCACCUGCUAUGUGGGACAGACCCACAUCAAAGAAGUCUUUCUCUGCAACCGAGGAGGGUCCUGCAGCCACUGGACAGCAUUUGUAGUAGACGGAGAGACCAGUCCAUUCAGAGUGACUCCUGGCUCUGGAGUUCUGGAACAUCGUGUUGGCUCCUGUAGACAGCCUCUGCAGAUCAGCUUCAUACCCAGUGACCAAGGUGAGUCUAGAGCCACCAUCAGAGUGCAAGGGAUUCUGGGAGAGCCACCAAUCCAACUGCUGGUCCAGGGGAAGGGCUCCUUCGAUGAGAGAUAUGUGUCGCUGCUGGCUGAUGAGUAGAAGUGCAGUGCAAGACAGACCUGGCAAGCAGACAAACAGCUCUAGCACUUUGGAUGACUACAGCUACUCUGGGUGAAAACCUCCGACUCAGUGCAGUCUGAGGCUUCCUCCAGUUUCCUGUUCUGUUGAGCU
Molecule: messenger RNA, 5262 nt
Organism: Megalops cyprinoides (Indo-Pacific tarpon)
Lineage: Eukaryota; Metazoa; Chordata; Actinopteri; Elopiformes; Megalopidae
Gene: dlec1
Product: DLEC1 cilia and flagella associated protein
Exons: 38
Coding region: 19-5130 (1703 amino acids)
Biological process (GO): negative regulation of cell population proliferation
Source: RefSeq, a predicted model, not a curated record